AUGAGUGUGAAGGAAGCUGUCGAAAAAGUGGGAGAAAAGGUUAAAAACCUGGCUGUUAACAACAAGGAAGAACAGCCAAAGAAGAAGGGCAAUGCCAAUCAAAAACAGUCACCAUUGUAUCUAAGUCCUGAGCCGGAGUUUAUUGAGGAAAGAGACGCGUUGUUCAACAAACUGCAGGAAGAAUAUGCUCAAAAAGUUGCAGAACAACCUCGUGCUGCUUUGAAAGUGAUCUUGAAAGAUGGGUCCGAAAAGGAAGCCAUUGCAUGGGAAACUAGUCCAAUGCACAUUGCAAAGCAAAUUGCCAAGUCGUUCCCCGACAAGCAGGUCAUUUCGAAAGUCAAUGGCACUCUUUGGGAUCUGGAAAGACCAUUAGAAGGUAAAGAAGGAGACGAAAUCAAACUGGAAUUUUUCGAUUUCGAGUCCGAAGAAGGUAAAAAGGUAUUCUGGCACUCUUCAGCCCACGUUUUGGGUGAGGCUUGUGAGUGCAACUUGGGAGCCCACAUCGUUUUGGGUCCUCCAACCGACGAUGGGUUCUUUUACGAAUUCGCCGUCAAAAACGGCCCAGACGCCCCAGCGGACGCCCCAGAGAGAACAGUGUCUCAAGCUGAUUUCCCCACCUUAGAAGGUGUGGCCAAAAAUGUUAUCAAGGAGAAACAAAAGUUCGAAAGACUGGUCGUGUCUAAGGAAGACUUGUUGAAAAUGUUCCAUUACUCGAAGUACAAGAAAUAUUUGAUCUCGACCAAGAUCCCAGAUGGUACAUCCACCACCGUGUACCGUUGUGGUAAGCUGAUCGAUUUGUGUGUCGGUCCUCAUAUUCCACACACUGGUCGUAUCAAGUCAUUCAAGCUAUUGAAAAACUCUUCUUGUUACUUCCUAGGUGACGCUACCAACGACUCCUUGCAAAGAGUUUACGGUAUUGCUUUCCCGGACAAGAAGCUCAUGGAUGCUCACCUCAAGUUCUUGGCAGAGGCCUCCAUGCGUGACCACAGACGAAUUGGUAGGGAACAAGAGCUUUUCUACUUCAAUGAAAUGUCUCCAGGUUCUUGUUUCUGGCUCCCACACGGCACAAGAAUUUACAACAACUUGGUUGAAAUGUUGAGAGUCGAAUACCGCAAGAGAGGAUACGACGAGGUUAUCACUCCAAACAUGUAUAACUCCAAGUUGUGGGAAACUUCCGGUCACUGGAAUAACUACAAAGAAAACAUGUUCACUUUUGAGGUUGAAAAGGAAAGCUUUGGUUUGAAGCCUAUGAACUGUCCUGGCCAUUGUAUUCUGUUCAAGUCUAGGGAAAGAUCGUACAGAGAGUUGCCAUGGAGAGUUGCCGAUUUCGGUGUCAUUCACAGAAAUGAAUUUUCCGGAGCCCUUUCUGGUUUGACUCGUGUCAGAAGAUUCCAACAGGAUGAUGCUCACAUCUUCUGUGCCCAAAGCCAAAUUGAGCAAGAAAUUGAAAACAUUUUCGAUUUCCUAAAAUACGCAUACGGAAUCUUCGGUUUUGAGUUCAAGAUGGAACUGUCUACUCGUCCUGAGAAGUAUCUGGGUGAUUUGGAAACUUGGAACAACGCAGAGUCUAAACUAGAGGCCGCCUUGAAGAAAUGGGGAGGAGAUUGGGAAUUGAACCCAGGCGAUGGUGCAUUUUACGGUCCUAAGAUCGAUAUCAUGAUCUCUGACGCUUUGCGCAGAUGGCAUCAGUGUGCUACCGUCCAGCUCGAUUUCCAGCUGCCCAACAGAUUUGAGCUGGAAUACAAAUCGCAAGAGGGCGAUGGGUAUGACAGACCAGUAAUGAUUCACCGUGCUGUCCUAGGUUCUGUGGAAAGAAUGACUGCAAUCUUGACCGAGCAUUUUGCAGGAAAAUGGCCUUUCUGGCUCUCGCCUCGUCAAGUUCUUGUUGUGCCUGUUGGUGUCAAAUACCAGGAGUACGCCCAAGAAGUGCGCGACAAAUUGGCCGCUGAAGACAUUUAUGCUGACGUGGACUUGACUGGUAACACUUUGCAAAAGAAGGUCAGAAAUGGUCAAAUGUUAAAAUACAAUUUCAUCUUUAUUGUUGGUGAGCAAGAGAUGACCGAAAACUCUGUCAAUAUCAGAAACAGAGAUGUCAAAGAUCUCCAGGGUAAGAACCCAACCAUUGAGCUAGAUGUUGUUAUCAAGCAGUUGAAGAACUUGAAACAGAGCAAGAGCCUAGAAAAUGUCUUGGGCGACGAGUAA
Lachancea sp. 'fantastica' is the source of this 2202-nucleotide messenger RNA. NCBI's taxonomy places the organism in Eukaryota, Fungi, Ascomycota, Saccharomycetes, Saccharomycetales, Saccharomycetaceae. The record is from the annotation of a GenBank genome assembly.